Loa loa (African eye worm) is the source of this 258-nucleotide messenger RNA. RefSeq lists its product as hypothetical. The record is from RefSeq and is a predicted model, not a curated record. NCBI's taxonomy places the organism in Eukaryota, Metazoa, Nematoda, Chromadorea, Rhabditida, Onchocercidae. The coding region runs from base 1 to 258 and encodes 85 amino acids. The transcript is spliced from 2 exons.
AUGACUCUGUGCGAUGCGAAUACUGAAUUUUGCUACAAGCAAGUGAUGCCAAAUGGCAUCACUGUGAUGGAUUGCGACAAAAGUAUAGAAUUUGGAUUUUGCAAAGUUGGGAGAGAGGGAUGUGAGGAACGGGAUAUUAAAGGACAGAUAUGCUGCUGCACGAAAUCGAAGUGUAAUGCAUCUGUACGGUCGUGCAUACAUCAUUUCACCUUGAUUGCUUCAAUCACAUUAAUUAGUAGUAGCAGAUUCCUUUACUGA